Messenger RNA from Xyrauchen texanus (razorback sucker), 2387 nucleotides. RefSeq names its product Usher syndrome 1Gb (autosomal recessive) (gene ush1gb). Lineage: Eukaryota; Metazoa; Chordata; Actinopteri; Cypriniformes; Catostomidae. The coding region runs from base 216 to 1685 and encodes 489 amino acids. The record is from RefSeq and is a predicted model, not a curated record. The transcript has 4 exons. Gene Ontology annotation, molecular function: protein binding.
CAUCACCCUGAAUCUGUCUCCUAUCUCAGGUGUGUUCUGAGAGAAAGUGGGCGUGGUCAUGCCAGGAAGCCUCCCCUAACAACCGCUAGAGCGUCUUGCAGUUCCUCGCGCGGAGACGCUCGAAGUGCACGUGAGACCCGUAUUUUAACGGUUUGCCGAUGCGACGCACGUCAAAUGUGCAUCCGUGAGCCGGGAUAAAGGCUUCAGCCGCCGCUAUGAACGAUAAAUACCACCGGGCGGCUCGGGACGGUUAUCUGAACCUGCUGAGAGAGGCCACGCGCAAAGAUCUGAACGCACCUGAUGAAGAUGGGAUGACGCCGACGCUUUGGGCCGCGCACCACGGCAACCUGGAUGCGCUCAGACUGGUGGUGGGAAGAGGUGGAGAUCCAGAUAAAUGUGACAUUUGGGGAAACACCCCUCUUCACCUGGCUGCGGCUAACAGCCAUCUCAACUGUCUAUCAUUUCUGGUGUCGUUUGGUGCCAACGUGUGGUGCUUGGACAAUGAUUACCACACACCAUUGGACAUGGCAGCCACCAAGGGUCAUAUGGACUGUGUGCGGUAUCUGGACUCUAUCGCUGCCAAACAAAUCACCAUUAACCCAAAACUGGUGAGCAAACUAAAGGACCGCGCCUUCCGUAACGCUGAGAGACGCAUUAAGAACUGUGAAAAACUUCAGCGCAAACACCACGAGCGCAUGGAGAAGCAUUUCCUGAGAGAGUCUGCUGCGAUGGACAUGUCAGAUACGAUGAGUUACAGCAGUUUCAGUAGCACUCUGAGUCGCAAGAUCCCACAGUUCAACACCCUCAAUUCCAAUAUGACCUACUCACAGGCAACCCUUCAGUCCACGGCUAGAGGUAGAACCAAGAUUCAACGACGCCUUGAGAAGAAGAAACAGGGUGAAGGGACGUUCAAGAUUUCUGAAGACGGGCGAAGGAGUGUCCAUUCUCUCUCUGGUCUUCAGUUGGGCAAUGACAUAAUGUUCUUGAAGCAGGGUACGUUUGUCAGCCCACGCCAACAGUCCAGUACACGUCUCAACAUCCGUAACAUGUUCUCAGGUAAACACGACAUCAGGACGGCUGAAGACAACGAUGAUGUAGACACUGUUUCCCGGGCUCUUAGUGACCCGGGUCUGUAUGAUGCAGCAUACUCUGAAAUAAGUACAGACUCGGGUCGGGACUCUCUGUUCAACCGACCAGGACUUGGCACUAUGGUAUUCCGUCGGAAUUAUAUGACUGAUAGGCUUUCCCGAAUGGGACAGAAUGAGGGCAGUGUGGUGGGCAGUGAGCCGGUGGGACGGGCCCAGAACGUCAGAUUACGAGGAAGAUUGCCACUACGUUCACCCAGUCUAGACGAAGUCAGCAUUGGCAGCUCAUUGAGUCUACAGGAGAGGAAUUUACAGGAUUUGCCUUGGGAAGAAGGAGACCUGGGUCUGGAGGAGGAAGAUGAUGAGAUACAGCCUUCAGCGGCUCCUCUGGAAGUGUUCCUGGCCUCUCAAGGAUUGAGUGACUAUCUCUCCAUUUUUAACCGAGAGCAGAUGGACCUGGAGUCAUUGCUGUUGUGCUCAGAGCAGGACUUCAUUAGCAUUCACAUCCCUCUCGGGCCACGUAAAAAACUAAUGGAUGCCUGCAGCAGACGCAGCCAUGUGCUGGAUAAAGCUGAUGGCAUGCAGGACACUAUGCUGUGAAUGUUCUGAAACGGUGCCACACACACUCAUAGUGAGCUACCUAGCUGUCUACUGCCUACAUAGUAAGCUACCUUCUAAAGGCUAGGAGAUACAGUAUCUUGUGCAAGUUAGAGUGCUCAGCCUUUAUAAGUAUACUCUUUAUGCGCACAUACGACUCUUUGGGACAGUCAGUGCCAGGCGCAUGGGCAAUGAUGUGCACAAACGCGGACUGUCAACGUUUCUAGAAAAAACUGGGCUGCACGCAGACAGUACACGUGCUGUGCUAGUGAUGUAAAUUUGCAUGAUGAUGCAGAAAACCGAAGUAUACUUUGGCCUUAAGGCAGCAUUCAAACUAAAAUGUAACCUAAUACACCCAAUGUAUUCUGAUUUGGAACAUAGACAGCAAUAUAGCACGAGACACAAAUAGUGUUCCUUGAACAAUAGGUAUGCAUAUGUAGAUGCCUCAUUAGCAGCUGUUCCUAUGGACUGAUCUCGAAGUGUCCGCCAUAUUGGAAAGGUCAAGAGCCUUCCGUAAUAACAUGGAAGUGAAAUGACAGAUGGGGUCUGCAACCAUCUGAAAUCUUUUUCAACCAAUUUUCACAAGAUUGAAUUUGCCACAUCUGUAAUAUUGUAGAAGAUAAAAAUGCCAGAGUAUUGGUAAAAAGCUCUGAUAUGCUGUAAAUAAUGUUGAUAAGAGAACUGUCUGAUGCUUUAAGCUUCUAA